This is a messenger RNA of Xiphophorus couchianus (Monterrey platyfish), 4830 nucleotides long. It is a transcript of the gene flt4, whose product is annotated as fms related receptor tyrosine kinase 4. Gene Ontology annotation, molecular function: ATP binding; transmembrane receptor protein tyrosine kinase activity; growth factor binding. The record is from RefSeq and is a predicted model, not a curated record. Bases 367 to 4545 code for a protein of 1392 amino acids. Gene Ontology annotation, biological process: positive regulation of cell migration; positive regulation of kinase activity; protein phosphorylation. NCBI's taxonomy places the organism in Eukaryota, Metazoa, Chordata, Actinopteri, Cyprinodontiformes, Poeciliidae. The transcript is spliced from 30 exons. Gene Ontology annotation, cellular component: signaling receptor complex; plasma membrane.
UUAUGAACUGAGUGGGUGGGUGCGCUCCAGUCACGAGCAAAGGAAAGGGAAAUCAUUGUAAAUCUCAUUCAGUACCUUGUGCAUCCUUUUGACAAAAGAGGAAAAGGUUGUUUUUUUUUAAAUAAGUUUUUUCCAUGUCCUUUCUUUCUCUCAGCACUUCGAUUUUCCGACACAGAAGCAGUCCGCUUACACGCACAGACUGACCGAGGUUCACCUGAGCGCACCCCGCCUCCCUCCUCUCGCUAUUACGGAUUUGUAAUUUGUCAUCCAUUAAAAUCACUUUCAAACACUUUCUAGCUGCAUUAACAGCAAAAAAAGAGAGAAAAUCCUACCAAGCUUGGGACAUUCUGGACCGGAGAUCUGGAGAUGAAGACAGAUUUCACGCUUUUCUGCCGGACUUGGAUUGGAAUAGCAUACGCCUCAGGUCUGGUGAUUGGUUUAUCUAUGACUCCGCCCACGAUUGACAGCUCCAAAGGCGAUCGUGUAAUUUCUGUCAAUGAAACACUUUCUCUUACAUGCAGGGGACAGCGCACUCUGGCCUGGACUUGGCCGGACGAAACGCUGAUUGGACAGGAGCUCACAGAUCGCCAGCAACAGUUUCAGACCACCAGGUCACUCGGUCAGAGGACGAUCUUCAUCAGCGAAUGUCCCGGGCAGAAUGGGCAGCAGUACUGCAAGAGGCUGGUCCUGCAUGGCGCGCAGGGCAAAGACACGGGCUACUAUCGCUGUCAUUACAAAGACAUUAAUGCCAUCAUUGAUGGCACCACUGCUGUCAGGAUUUACACUUUUGUCAGAGACCCUGUGCAGCCCUUCCUCAUCAGAGGCGGAUCCAGCAGCGAACUGGAGACCAUUUACGUCACUCGCUCCGCCACGCACGUCAUAGUGCCAUGUCUGGUCACAAUUCCUGAUCUGAACGUCAUCCUUAAGUCGUAUUCUGCAGCUCUGGAAACCAGGGGUAUGAAGUGGGACAACAAGCAAGGCUGGUCCAUUCCCAGAUACGUCAUUGACAGCGCGCCACUGAUCAUUGUAACAUGCAUAGCCACACUGGAAGGCCAAGAGUACUCUUCUGACAACUACUUCAUUCAUACUACUGGAAGUAAGAUUUACGAAGUUAAGCUGUUUCCUGAGGAACCGGUAGAGUUGAUGGUGGGGGAGGCUCUCACCCUGAACUGCACGGCGACAGUGGAGUUCGACACCGGGGUGGACAUCCAGUGGUCUUAUCCCGGUAAACAGACAAACAGCUGGGUGGAGACCAAGCCCCAGCGAGAAGCUCUGUCUCACGCCACAGAGGCGGUUCAGGUCCUGACCAUCCACUAUGUCAACGUCACAGAUACGGGACCAUACGUCUGCAAUGUUACUAGCAUGGAAAGAACAGAAAUUCUCCAGACUCAAGUCAUUGUUCAUGAAGGGCCAUUUAUCAACCUGGACUAUACAGAUGGGCCUGUGGUGGAGGUAACUGCUGGCCAGAAGUCCUUCAAAUUACAACUAAACGUCUCUGCCUUUCCCACACCUGAAACGCAAUGGUACAAAGAUGGCAUGCUGAUAAACCAACGGGCGGAGUUCAAGAAGAAAAGGAUAAGAAUGCACUCUAACCAUGCUUUGGAGAUUAAAGAUGUUUGUCAGGAGGAUUCUGGUCUGUACACUGUGGUGCUGAAAAACAGUGUCGCUUUGCUAGAGAAGAGGCUAAACAUCACUGUUGUUGUCAAUGUUCCCCCAGAGAUUUAUGAGAAAAAAGCAGCUGCUCCUUCCAGUCCUUAUCGCAUUGGCAGCAGCCAGACGCUGAAAUGUACUGCCUACGGACUCCCUGCACCCAACAUCAGCUGGCAGUGGAGAGCCUGGGGGCCCUGUGUCGUCAACAACACUGAAAAAUGGCUAGUGCAGCGAGACAGGAAGAGCGGGAGCGACAGGACCGCAGACUGUCAGAACUGGCAGGACAUUUACUCAGAAAACACCAUGAAUGAAAUUGAACCUGUUGACACAUCUGUUGAAGUGGUGGAUAAUCAAGAGAAGAUUGUGAGCAGGCUUCAGAUACGCAACGCCAGCGUUUCCGUCAUCUAUAAGUGCUCUGCUGAAAACAAAGUGGGCAAAGAUGAGUUCCCUAUCUACUUUUAUGUGACCACCAUUCCUGAAGGUUUCAGCGUGGAUGUUCGUCCUUCUGAGAAUCCCCUGGAGCAGGACAAAGUGUCUCUGUCCUGCAGCGCCGACAACUACACCUACGAUCAGCUGCAGUGGUUUCGCCUUAAUCCCCAGGCUCUGCAGGACCAGCAGGGCAAGCCCCAGGGGCUGGACUGUGGCAGCGUGCACCACUACGCUGAGCCCCUGCUGGCCGCGCCGUCCUUCCAGCCGCACUCCAACAGCUGGGUCCUGGACUUCACCAUGGAGUCCGUACGGCUGCAGGACGAGGGACACUACGUGUGCAAAGCUCAGGGAAGACGCAACGAGGAGAAACAGUGCCUGUUUCGAUACAUCUCCGUCAAAGCCCUGGAGGCUCCUCGGUACAAGCGCAGCCUCAGCAACCAGACGGUGAACGUAACCGAGUCUCUGCGGAUGGAGUGCGACGUGGAGGGCAGACCACUGCCCCGUCUGUCCUGGUUCAAAGACAACCAACCCCUCCACCAAAUGUCAGGGAUCCAGCUGCAUGACUCGAACCGUACGCUGAGUAUCCAGCGGGUCACAGAGGAGGAUGCUGGACUUUACACCUGCACCGCCUGCAACCAGCGAGGCUGCGUCCACUCCUCAGCCGCCGUGAGGGUCAUCGGUUCAAGCGACAAGGCCAAUGUGGAGAUAGUUAUCCUGAUCGGGACAGGAGUCAUCGCUGUGUUCUUCUGGGCUUUGCUCAUCCUCAUCUUCUGUAACGUGAAACGGGUUAACCCAGCAGACAUAAAGACAGGCUAUCUGUCGAUCAUAAUGGACCCUGGGGAGGUGCCGCUGGAGUCGGAGUACCUGCCCUACGACUCGUCACAGUGGGAGAUCUCCAGAGACAGACUCCGACUGGGAAAAGUUUUGGGCCACGGUGCCUUUGGAAAAGUGAUGGAGGCAUCGAUCUACGGCAUCAGCAAGAGCAACAGCUUAAACACGGUGGCCGUCAAGAUGCUAAAAGAUGGAGCCACGGCCAGUGAGCACAAGGCUUUGAUGUCGGAGCUAAAGAUCCUGAUUCACAUCGGUAACCAUCUGAACGUGGUUAACCUGUUAGGAGCCUGCACCAAACCCAGUGGUCCAUUGAUGGUGAUAGUGGAGUACUGCAAAUAUGGGAAUCUUUCCAACUUCCUACGAGCCAAGAGGGAGUUCUUCCUUCCCUACAGGGACCGCUCACCAAAAACCCAGAGCCAGAUGAGGCGGAUGAUCGAAGCCGGUCAGACGGAUCAAAGAGCUCGGCGGACUCCUCCGGCUUCCUCCUCGCCGCUCGGCAGUCCUCGGGUUACAUCAUCCAAGGCAUCCAAUCAGAACCAGGCGGUGGAGAAAACGGAGGACCUGUGGAAAACCCCGCUGACCAUAGAGGACUUGAUAUGCUACAGCUUCCAGGUGGCUCGUGGGAUGGAGUUCCUGGCCUCCAGAAAGUGCAUCCACAGAGAUCUGGCGGCCCGGAACAUUCUCCUGUCAGAGAACAACGUGGUGAAGAUCUGCGACUUCGGCUUGGCCAGAGACAUUUACAAAGACCCAGAUUACGUCAGGAAAGGCAACGCUCGCCUGCCUCUGAAGUGGAUGGCCCCAGAGAGCAUCUUUGACAAAGUGUACACCAGCCAGAGUGACGUGUGGUCUUUUGGAGUCCUCCUCUGGGAAAUCUUUUCACUCGGUGCUUCUCCGUAUCCGGGGGUGCAGAUUGAUGAAGACUUCUGCAAACGGUUGAAAGAUGGCGUCAGAAUGAGAGCACCGGAGACGGCCUCUCCUGAAAUAUACGGCAUCAUGCUGGCCUGCUGGCAGGGCGAGCCCAAAGAGAGGCCGACGUUCCCUGCUCUGGUUCAGAUCCUGGGAGACCUGCUGCAGGACAACAGUCUACCUGAUGGGAAGGAUUACAUCCCCCUGAACCACUCGCAGAACUCAGAAGAUGACGGUUUCUCACAGACUUCAUCUCGUCCUGCGUCAGAGGAGGAACUGAGAAUGGCCUGCAACGCUCUGCCCACAAGGUAUUAUAACUGUGUUCCCUUUGCCGGCUGUGUGUUUGUGGGGCCCUCUAAAACGUGCCAGCCCAGAGUCGAGACAUUUGAAGAUAUGCCCCUGGAGAUGAAUUCACAGAAACCUCCACAGGACAACCAGACCGACAGCGGGAUGGUUCUGGCCUCUGAGGAAUUUGAGAGAAUCGAGCACAGCCACCGGGGAGCCGUGUUGAAAAGUCGGAUGAGCAGCACCAGCAGCACGGAGCCGCUGACGGCCUCCCAUUGUUCCCUGGGUCAGAACGGCGGCAGCUCCGGACUCCGUCCCAACUUCUUCAGCCAGCUGACAGGACAGACCUUCUACAACAACGAGUACGGUCACCUGUCUGAGGAGGGCUUCUGUGACUUCUACUCGUCUCCAGGGACCGCUUCCUUGGCCUCAUCAAAUGUCUAAUAUUAUACCACAGAAGAAGACCUUUGCGCAGAUAACGUCUUGCUAGUAUCGACAUGAGUGAAGACCUCCUGAGCAGAACUGGCUUUUCAUUCUUCCUCAACAAAUGGACUUAUAGAUAUGUGCCUGAAGUUCCUCUAACCAGCCACUGGGUGGCAAUAUUAUGACAAAAAUGAUAAAUCAUUUUUUAUACAUACAUUUAUAUUUUUAUGUUUUAUAUGUAGUUUUCCUCUCCUUUUUUUACAUGGUAUGACUCACUUAGUCAGAAAUAAAGACAAUUUAUCCCUU